Molecule: messenger RNA, 2346 nt
Organism: Symbiodinium sp. CCMP2592
Lineage: Eukaryota; Dinophyceae; Suessiales; Symbiodiniaceae
Source: the annotation of a GenBank genome assembly
AUGGAAGCAGCAUAUUCAUGGGCGUGCAGUGCCAAGACGCUGUCAUCCAAUAGAGAAGCUGCCGCAAGACUUGUUUCACUGAGUGCCAGAUCGUUGUGUCCGACGGCGAAUGCUGCAACGGCAUUGCGAGUGGGGAGGCGAUGCCUCAACGAUCUGGAUGGUGUUUUGGCGGUUGCAAUGAAGAUCCCCCCAGCUGCUGAAGAACAGAGGCUGCGUGUUUGCCGUCGACGGUCCUGCACACGACCGUUGGUUUCUUUCCGACAUGCUGACGACACGAAGCAGGCACGAGAGCGAGAAAGACUGGAGACCGCCAAAGAGCGGUUAGCACUCGGAGGCAUUGACAAUGCGAAAAUCCAGAAAGCGGUCUCAGCAGAUGAUGGUGGAGACUGGUUCGCAGCAUGUGUUCCACUCAGCUGCCUUGGCCACGAUGAUGACAUGCGCAAGUUCGUUUGGCAGCUGUACUGGCUUCGACUUGCCAAUGAUGCAUCUGGCAGCCAGGCUUCCGCAAUGGAACCUCUCGCAGCCAGCGCUCAGCUCCGCAUUCUGCGAAUCUUCGGCUCGGGAACUCCUCCGGCGUUUCCACUGCGACCCCUAGAUCCCGAUGGACUGCAGGAUCCUGGGCAUGGCCCGUUCGACCUCGUGACCGUGACCGAUGCGCCCCGGCGGGCGCAUGCACUGCGCUCCUCUGUGCGGUGGCCCCUCCGCUUGCGCCUACUCCAACCGCCAGAGGAAGAGAGGCCGUGGCAGUUUGGCUUCUUUGAUGCCGAGAGAUACUUGUUGUCCUACGUGACUCAUCUUCGCGAAAUUGGCCUUGGUGACCGUCUGGUCAUCUACGCUGAUGCAUUCGAUGUUGCAAUGUUUGAUUGCCAGCGCAAUCUCAGCAAGGCCUUGGACGAGCUACAGCGCCCAAUGGUGUUCGGAAUCGAGUUCGAUCUUUAUCCUGCCGGCAUGGACGGAUAUCCACGUCCUGCUGCAGCGAGCCAUGCAAGAGUACGUGAGGCCAAGAUGAUGGGGCUGUGCCGGAAGCAAGCUCAGAUGCCCUAUGUGUGGGAGGGCAGGCCGCCUGACGAGCAUGCUCCGUGCUUGGCAAUGUCCGAAACAACAGGUGUAGUGAGCAGCGGCUCGGAUCCAAUACACCCGGUCGCCGGAGAGUUUCUGAACGGCGGCUUCUAUGGGGGUCGCGCAGCGGAGUUGGAGAUUGCCUUGAGGCGGCUGCUGCACGUGCAGGCACAACUACCUGCAUUCGCAUGCAACGGAGACCCGUUCCGCAGGGCGGGAAAAAGCCAUCAGUACAUGUGGAACCAGUAUUUGCUGGACCAUCCAGAGCAGGUCGCAUUGGACUACGGCGGCGCAUUCGUGGUCAACUUGGCUCGGCGUUCCAUCGUCCCACGGCAAUUUGGAAUCGACGAAGAAACGGGACAGCUGAAGUCAGUCUUGUUCCAGAGGCCUGUGUGCUUCAUCCAUGCAAACGCAGCCGGUGUCGCUGACAGUACCUUCAACCUGCUACGGACGGCAUACUACCUGCAAGCUGACACAACCGCCUGGACCGGAUAUGGGGUCCCUAAAGAGCUCAAUGCUCUGCAACUGUCCGGUCUGCAGGCAGACAGGGCACGUCAGGAUCGAAUUGUGGUGGACUCCAAGCUCUGCUUCGGUGCAUUCAAGCAUGCGCCUAAGUGGCGCGGAAUCUUAUCCUACGUUUACAUGGUGACGCCGUUCAACGAAAUCACGUUUGCCGGCCUGCAAUUCUUCAUCGCUCGUCCGCUAAAGCUUCAGGAAUCACGGUCUCAUGGAGCUGAAAUGAUGUUCGACGUCGUCUCCAAGAUGGCUUUUCCAAUGCGUACCAGGAAAGAAACCGGACGUGCGAAGCCUCCAAACGGCACGCAGACCUGGUUUGAAUCGCGAAAUCGCUUUGAUGCUGCGGUCUUCGAAAUAACAGUGCGCAGUGGUGAUUGCCUGGCCUGGCGCUGCGAGCAGCGUUGUGAUCUGACGUAUGCAGAGAUCAACGAGGACGCCUUGGCCACGUCAUGGGACGCAUCCUUCUCGGAGCCGCAUGAUCGGAGGCCAGACGGAGUCUGGAUGGGAGAGACUGGACCAACUCGAGACAUUGUGGUCGGGACGAAGAUCGUGCUGAACACCUGGCUGCCCAGAAGCUAUGCUAUCGGUGCAAGCGCUGAGAUUCAUGAGUUUGGCUUCUACGAGGGCGAACGGCCACCACGGUUCAUGCCACCGGCGACAGCGAAAAGCUUUGGAUGCGAAUACGCUCAAAUCGUUCAGCAUGUGCUUUGCGAGCUAGGCUACUCCCUUGGCUGCCUCCGGUUUGGCUCAGACGAGGAAUCCUUCAAUUAG